Molecule: messenger RNA, 1260 nt
Organism: Orbicella faveolata
Lineage: Eukaryota; Metazoa; Cnidaria; Anthozoa; Scleractinia; Merulinidae
Source: RefSeq, a predicted model, not a curated record
AUGAUCUGCCCAGGUAAACCACCGUGUGUUCCAAACAACAGUGGUUACAAGGAUUACCAGGGUUACGUCAAUUAUCCCGGAUAUCCUAAUUACCAGUCUCCAGCUGCACCAAGCUUUCAGCCUCAAGUAGUCCCCACUCCACCCCAGUACGUAAUGACUGCACCACCUGCCAAAGACGGCAAGGCCAUUCCAGUGAAAGCUCGACCAACAGCGGAGCAUGCUUCCACAAGGAAGGUGUCCACUGGGAAUCACACGGGAAACUCGGGUGCCUUGCCACAAACAAAGGAUUUAAUUUCAGAUGCGGACGAGUUCGCGGAAUAUAAUGGAACAGAACAAAGCUUUGCAGGGUACAGCUCUAAGCAAAAUGAAGAAAAGUACUAUAACAGUUCUACCAAACACGAAGACGACAAGGAAGAUUCUUCUGAGGAGGAUGACAACAAAGAAUCACAAAAGAAAGAACAAACAUCUUCUGAUGAACCAGAUUACAAGGACGAAAUCGAGAAAGAAGCUGUUGACCAAGCCAACAAAAGCACAAGAAAGUGUACAUUCUUACCUUUUUUCCUCCUUUUUUCGCAUUCUCUUUUCUCGUCAGCUUGUAGUGCAAAAAUCGACCUAGCUUUAUUGAUCGAUGGCUCUUCAAGUGUUGAAAGAUACGGCGUCGGAAACUUCCGAAGGAUUAUCGACUUUGUCCGAGGUCUCACGAUGGGCUUCGCAAUCUCACGAAGAAACACGCGAGUGUCCUUGAUAGUCUACGGAACAAGACCGAAAAUGAUCUUCAAUUUCCGCAGGUUAGUCCGGAGCAAAAUUAUUUCGUAUUUUGAACAUUUCAGAUACCGGAGUAACACGCGGUUGUUCACUGGGCUCAAUCGAGCCAUUUACUAUCCUCGGACUGGUGCAAGAACAGGGCGCGCUCUUAGCUACGCUUAUAGGAGGCUUUUCGUGAGAAGUCGACGCACCCGAUCUAACAAAGUUGCGGUAGUUAUCACUGAUGGCCGCUCGCUUGAUGACGUGCACACUAUUUCCAAGCAACUGAGAGCCCGCGGAGUCACGAUCUUCUCAGUAGGGGUGGGAAGGUACUUCAACGCAAGGGAACUUGAUUCUAUGGCAACUGAUCCCGACAAGACUCAUGUUUUCACGUCGGAUUUUAAGCAGUUGCAGUACAUCACCAACGAUCUCAAGAAAGCAAUAUGCUUGAGUAAGUGUUCUGCCUGCAGAGAUUCAGUUAAAGACUUCACACGUUUUUAGAACUUUUAGCUUGUG